This is a messenger RNA of Python bivittatus (Burmese python), 2740 nucleotides long. Its product is annotated as tripartite motif-containing protein 10-like. Lineage: Eukaryota; Metazoa; Chordata; Lepidosauria; Squamata; Pythonidae. Gene Ontology annotation, molecular function: zinc ion binding; protein binding. The record is from RefSeq and is a predicted model, not a curated record.
CUUUUAGCGCCCUGCCCAGUUGCGCGAGCGCGUUGGGCCCCUGCCUUCGCCGCCCGCUCGUGGUCGGGAGGGCCCCGCUGCUCCUCGCCGCCUCUUGGCCGGAUAGAUUUGAAGCCCGCAGUAACUGCCCUGCGGAGAGAGCGGCAGUCCCGGGUGCGAGAGCAGCCCUGCCGCCUGAAGGCUGGAGUAGAGGACGCUUUGCAGGCGAAGGCCCUGCAAGGAAAGGAAACCGAGCUGAAGAAGCUCCAUGGCAACCCCGGAGGGUGGGGAGGAGGCGGCCCUGCGGGCCCUGGGGGAAGAGGCCACCUGCCCCCUCUGCCUGGACUACUUCAAGCAUCCGAUGGGCCUGGCCUGCGGGCACAACUUCUGCCGUGACUGCCUGGCCCAACUGGGCAGCGCUGCUUCCUGCCCCCAGUGCAGAGCAACAGUGGACCCUGGCAGCGCCCGGCCAAACCAGCCCCUGGCCAACGUGGUCUGCCUGGUGAAGAGGCUCCAGCUGUUGCAGGAGGGAACUGAGGAGGAGGAAGGCAGCCGCCAGCUGUGCCGGGAACACCAGCAGCCCCUGCAGUCCUUCUGUUCCACCGAGAAAUGCCUCCUCUGCCCUGCCUGCCUGGGGGGGCACCAGAGCCACGCCCUCCUCUCUCUGCCCGAGGCUGCCCAGGUGUACAAGGGCUUCCUCGAUGCCCUCCUGGGGCCGCUGAAGAAGGAGGGGGAGAAGCUGCUGGAGCAGCAGCAGGCAGAAGAGCAGAGCAGGCAGGAGUGCCAGGAACAAUUUGCCACCGAGAAGCAGAAGGUCGGCCUGGCCUUGGAGUCCCUCUUGGGGCUCCUCCAGGAGAUGCAGCCGGUCUGGGUCGGGUGGCUGGAAGAGCAGGAGAAGAAGAUGGAAGCGGAACGGGAUGGCACCCUGGCCAAGCUCUCCGGGGAGGCCUCCCGCCUGCAGGAGCUGAUUGACGGGACGGAGAGGAAAUGCGGCCGGCCGGACUGGGAAUUCCUGCAGGACAUCGGGAACACCCUUGGCAGGUGUGAGAGCUACGUUGUAGGGCACAUAGAGAGGGUCUCUCCCAAGCUGCAAGACAGACUCAAGGCCAUCUUGGAGAAAAAUGGUGCUCUGAGGCAGAUGGUGGAAAAUUACAAAGCGUCUCUGAGGACGACGCUGACCCCGGAGAACUUGGAGCAUCUUCUGGCCACGGUAGAGCCUCCGCAAAAGCCAGCAUUGACCAAAGCCUACGUCUGUCUGGACAACAGGACGGCCCACCCCCGGUUCCAGAGCCUGCAUUCGAGGGUGAUUUGGGCCGACAGCUACCAGGACGUCCCGGAUGGGCCAGAGAGGUUCAACCGGGAGUUCUGCGUUUUGGGCUGCGAAGGAUUCGCCUCAGGGCAGCACUGGUGGGAAGUGUCCGUGCAGGGCCAGGAGAAUGCUCGGGUGUGGGGCAAAGUGUCCUGGGCCGUCGGGGUGGCCAGGGAGUCUGUCCACAGGAAGGCAAGUUUCUGGCUGAGCCCCCGCGAGGGAAUCUGGGCCGUGGGGGAUAGGACCCAGGCAGAGGAGUUCGCUCUUUCGGCCCCGGCUUGGCAGAGGCUGCAGCUGAAGAAGAAGCUGGCGAAGGUCCGGGUGCAGCUGGAUUAUGAGGCAGGAAAGGUGGAAUUCUUCGAUGCGGAUAUUGACCAUUCCAUCUACACCUUCAGUCCUUGCUCCUUCCUUGGGGAGAAAAUCCGGCCCUUUUUCUAUCUGGGGAACGCGAGAAUCGCCCUUCAACUAGAGGCGCUUCCCUCACGUUCCCCAAACUUUUGGUAAGGGGUGGAGUGCGGCCCUCCUCCACUGGGGUCCAGAUGAAGGCAUCUCCCCGAUUCCUGCCCCUCUGCUCUUUUCCCUGGGGGGAAACUCUUGUUAAAAGAGCCAACACGACUAUAGUCCAGUUCUUGAGGGCAGGGUAAGAGCAGCUUGAAGCAGAAGAGGAGGGGCUGUAGGGGAGACCUCCUGGUCAGCCCCGACUCCUGGUGCCUCCAAGGCUGUGCCUGGGUAUUCUUGGCAAGAUGGUUUCCAAUUGCACUCUUGGGUGUUUUUUUCAACCCUCCCGUCUAGUUUACUGUAGUCUCCUUGUGGUCUCUCCUCCACGUGUUAACCAAGUCCAACCCUGUGUAGUUUCCUCAAGAUCAGUCAAGGCUGGUUUGGAACGGCCAGGAGCUUCUUGGCUGCCCAUGGCUGGAAGACUUUGAUUGGCAGCUGGCGCUGGGCAGAAAAAGGGCCCUUGGUGGGAGGGUUGUGGUCCAACAGGUGGAAAUAGCACGGAAGAGGAACUCGCAUGUCCCGCUGUCCAGGGGGGCGGGGGGGUGCAGCAGCCCCUCCUGGCGCCCGUUCAAGAGCCGGCCCUUCCCUCAGGCGUGCGGCCCAAGGGACCCCUGGUCGGCCCUCUCCACCCUGGCCGGUUCCCUUGGUGCCGCCUAGUGCCAGCUGUGGGAGCCUUGUUACGCAUCAGUAGCUUGCCGCUUAGGGGAGGGGCAGAUGGAUAAGGGGCUUUUUCAUCGAUAAAAGUUACCGCUGGACGUCUGCAUGUUAGUAUUCUAAGUUUCCUAUUAAAAAAGGCAACGUUUCUGUUUUAUUUGUGCCAUUUGUCUACCGCUUCAGUCCUCACAGGCUGUAGGCUAUUUACGGGUAUUAAAUAAUGUUUUAAGAUUACAUUUUAAAGUUUCAGUAACAAAGUUAUAAGUUAAAAUCAAGUAAUAAAAAAAUGUAGAUGCAAAC